This is a messenger RNA of Haliotis rubra (blacklip abalone), 3570 nucleotides long. Its product is annotated as zinc transporter ZIP10-like. The transcript is spliced from 8 exons. Lineage: Eukaryota; Metazoa; Mollusca; Gastropoda; Lepetellida; Haliotidae. Gene Ontology annotation, biological process: zinc ion import across plasma membrane; intracellular zinc ion homeostasis. The coding region runs from base 156 to 2924 and encodes 922 amino acids. Gene Ontology annotation, molecular function: zinc ion transmembrane transporter activity. The record is from RefSeq and is a predicted model, not a curated record. Gene Ontology annotation, cellular component: membrane.
CAGUCUAGACUGGUGUGAUUCACAUGGUAUUCACGUUUUGAUGCUCAUUACUCCGAGAUAUACAUGGUUAAUGCGAUAGUGUUAUCAGAGUGAAACUGACAACAUAUGAAUGAAAGCGAAGCAAGUAGAGGACGGUUAUAUUGGCUUGUGAUCACAUGGAUUAUAAAGGUAACGCUAAGACCAUGCGGGGUCUCCUAGUAGCGUGUCUGUGCUGUUGCGCUGUCUCACACAGCACACGUCUGCCCGUAUUAAACGGAACUUUUACAUCCGACAAUAAUGGCUCUACGGGUGCUGUGGAAGAUGGACAUAACCAUGGUAACAGGACAGUAACAAUUUCCAGGCGGAAUAAGGGAUUACAUUUUUCGUCAUUAUUGAUGUCACUGUAUUCGGAGUCCGAGAUAUUGAAAGUGAACGACUUCCUACGCAUGUUGAGAGAUGUUGGUGUGCCGUUCGGCGACAAUCAUCGACAUCAGUCUAAUCAUCAUGAUCAACAGCGGAGACCAGAACCUAGUGCAGGCAACAUGCGACGCCGUGAGAGAGAUGUCACAAAGACGAAACAGUUACCACGUGGAUCUAAAGCGACACAUACUACGGGGAACAGGGACGGCAAGGACCACAUGUGCCUAGGUCUGGACAGCGUGGUGGCGUUAUUUGGAGGGAAAAUACGUGACCCACAGGACCUGAUGUAUUUGGCUCCAGUGAUACUGUAUCAGCUGACCCCCUUCUGUGAACGCCGGUUUUCCGACAGAGCCGACCACUCGUCUCAACAACAGCAUCAACAACAGCACCAACAUCAGAAGCAUCAUCGCCACCACCACCAGAAUCAGCGUAAACGUAACCAUAGCAACAGAGAACAUGACCAACAUCAUGGCCACCAUGACGGACACGGGAAACACGAUAACCAUCGUUUAAAGAAAGUGGAAGAGAAGGGUAACCAAAGCGACAGCCAUCAAGAGGCAGAAGAACAAAAUAGUCACCAUGAAAAGGAUAAACAGGGCUCCCAUAGUGCCCAUGUACAUCACGUUAACAGAGGACAAGAUCACGAUGGGGAUCGCAGCCAUGAUACGGCAUCGGCAGAGGCCAAACGUUACCAUAGCGGCCACGUGCACCAUGUUCACGAAGGAGUGGAGACCAACAGUAGUCAUGGUGACCAUAUACACCAUGGUUCAAAACACAAGGACAAAAGUCACCAUGGUGACCACAUAGAUCAUGAUUCUACGGACAAGGACAGACAUCUCCAUGGAGACCAUAUACAUCACGUUUCAAGAGACAGAGAGAAGGAUUUCCAUGGCGACCAUAUACAUCAUGAAUCUAGGGCCAAGGACAAGCAUCUCCAUGGAGACCAUAUACAUCACGUUUCAAGGGACAAAGAGAAGCAUUUCCAUGGUGACCAUAUACAUAAUGUUUCCAGGAACAAGGACAAGCAUCUCCAUGGUGAUCAAAUUGACCAUGUUUCUACAGAUGAGGACAGACAUCUCCAUGGAGACCAUAAACAUCACCUUUCAAGGGACAGAGAGAAGCAUUUCCAUAGCGACCAUAUACAUAAUGUUUCCAGGCACACGGACAAGCAUCUCCAUGGUGAUCACAUUGACCAUGUUACUACAGACAGACAUCUCCAUGGAGACCAUAUACAUCACCUUUCAAGGGACAGAGAGAAGCAUUUCCAUGGCGACCAUAUACGUAAUGUUUCCAGUAAGAAGGACAAGCAUCUCCAUGGUGAUCACAUUGACCACCUUGAUCACCCUGAAGACAACACGCAUCACCACUUCAGUCAGUCACCCUUAAAAGUUUGGGGAUCCAGCAUCCUGGCUGUUCUGCUCAUCAGUCUCGUGGGCCUCGGGAGCGUCGUCAUCAUCCCCAUCAUGAGGAAAGUCUUCUACAACUAUGUCCUGCAGUUCCUGGUCGCUGUUGCUGUCGGAGCACUCACUGGAGACGCGCUGCUUCACCUACUGCCACAUGCGAUGACAGGCGAUAUCCAUGACAACAACAAAGACACGCACGAGGACAAUCACCAUAGCGACCAUAUUGAUUACCAUAGCAACUCACUAGGGAUGGGACUGUGUGGAAUGGGUGGACUGAUAACGUUCUUUACCAUGGAGAGGCUGCUUAGGAUAUUCAUGGAAAGAAAAGCGAAGAUGAAGAAAAAGAAGGCCUCGUCUGCACCGUCCCCGCAAAUGUCAAACACCGGUGCUGACGACAGCGUGGUGGGCGUGAAGCUGUCAGCCCACAAGGAUCCAGACUACCAGGAAUGCGAGGAAAUGAUGUUCAACGUGAACAGGAAGCACAGAUUACCAAUUGGAGCAUGCGCAGGCAGCCUUCUGUCUAUAACGGCAGUGUCUCAUCCAGAAAUCAGUGUGUCGCGAAGUGAGAAUCAGCCUCUUUCUGAAUCUGAGAAAGGUCACGGUCACUCUCAUUUAACCAAUGAGCUCCCGUCGUCAGUAGCAACGAUUGCAUGGAUGGUGAUUCUUGGAGACGGUAUCCACAACUUCAGUGACGGCCUUGCACUGGGUGCAGGCUUUGCCAACAGCAUCACAGGUGGUAUCAGCACCACCAUCGCCAUUUUCUGUCACGAACUUCCACACGAGAUAGGAGACUUUGCCGUGCUGCUGCAAGCGGGGAUGUCGGUGAAGCAGGCCAUCGUCUACAACUGUGUUUCCUCGUUGCUCUGCUUCUUUGGGAUGGUCAUUGGUGUUCUCAUUGGUAACGUGGGACAAGCCUCUCUUUGGAUCUUUGCCUGUAUAGCAGGAACCUUCCUCUACAUCGCUCUGGUUGACAUGCUUCCCGAAUUAUGUGUAGCGCCGACGAAGGGAGAUAACCCGUACUGUAUACUUGGCAUACAGCUGUUUGGGAUUUUGGUUGGAGCGAGUAUUAUGGCUGUGAUAGCGGUCUUUGAGCACAGCUUGAUUAAGCUGCUGGACAUGUGACGUACACGGCUGUAUUAUAGUCGUUAAAUUAUAGGGUACGUUAAUACUGUGUGACGAGCUGAUUUCCAUGUUCAAACACACAGGUUAACCAAGGAGUUGGUCGUGCAGAACUGAAUUAUGAAGACACAGUUUUAGGUUUACAAUAAGGCCUUUCUACGGGCCAAACAAGUGAGAGCAUCAUAAGUAACAGGAAUUACCAGAGCUGACUUGAGUGCACGAGCUAACGUUUCUGAAUAUUGACAGCUAUUUGCCAGCACUGAAAGAAACCGGUGUCCCCUUUUGAAUCCACAAUAAUGUAGGGAGCUGAUAAGAAUUAUUGCGUUUUCAAUUAAGUAUCCAAUCCACACUUGACAAAUACAUUAGAAACAAGUCAGGUAGGAAGUGCCUCGAAGAGCCUUAUCCUAAACCUGGAGAGUUAGAGUCAGCCAGAAUCUUUCUCAUUCCGAAACAAUGAAGCUGGUGACGUUCGUAAAACAAACAAGAGAGAAUUGUCGGUACAUUCCACUCGCUUAAGCUGAAAUAAGUAAAAGAUAAUAGUCUCUUUUGGCUCAUCACGAUUGUCCCACCACGCAUCGGCUGGUUUGGUGUGGUUAAAGGUUUAGGGCACGAGCUCUGGUUCAUAUGACCUGUAAUCGCCCCUUCUAGA